Toxorhynchites rutilus septentrionalis is the source of this 725-nucleotide messenger RNA. RefSeq names its product cuticle protein-like. NCBI's taxonomy places the organism in Eukaryota, Metazoa, Arthropoda, Insecta, Diptera, Culicidae. The transcript is spliced from 2 exons. Bases 48 to 560 code for a protein of 170 amino acids. The record is from RefSeq and is a predicted model, not a curated record.
UUUGUUUCAAUCACAACAGUGUUUUCCAACAGCGAUCCUCUAUCAAAAUGGCGUUUAAGAUAUUUGUCAUGUUUACCACACUGGCCUGCGUCAGCGCUGGAUAUCUCGAAUCUGAUCAGCAUUAUGCCCCAUUGGCUCACUAUUCGUCGGCACCCGCUGUGAGCUACAGCUCGGUCACCCAUCAUGCAUCCCCAAAGCUGGCAGUUGCCAAAACUUAUGCCGCCUAUGCCGAACCAGCUGUCCAAUAUGCUGCUCCAAUCACCAAGUCCUACGCCGUCCAUCAGCCAUCUGUUCUCAGGACCAUCGUUGCCGAGCCAGCUUACUCUUACGAUCAUGCUGCCCCGCUGGUCUACAGCCAGAGCUUGGGAUAUCCCAAAACUCUGUCCUAUGCACCACUCGCCAAGACAAUCGUUGCCCAGCCGGCAUACACCAAGGUCGUCGCUGUAGAACCGACUUACGCCAGGACCAUUGUUCCGGAAGCAGGGUAUGGCCAUGCUGCUCCGAUUCUUGCCGCCAAGGGUCUGAACUAUGGCGCCCCUGCUGCCCACUAUACCUGGUGAAUGUGCAGUUCUUCGAAACAGCAUAAAGGCCAGCCCCGUUGAAUGUCAGUAUUGAACUUUUUUUGAAUAAAUGUUUUACGCUUGAGAUAAAUGUUUCACUUUUCACUUUUUUAGAAUUUUGAAUUUGAAGAAGUAUUAUACUAAUAUACACCCAGGUUUUUUUUA